AACCACCACAUUAAACUCACCAAGCUGGCUAGUACUCAGAUGGAGUCCCAGAGAACGCCCACUGUUCCACCAUGUCAAAAUGAGGAAGACGACCUAAAGAAUAAGGUAGCAAGAUUAGAAGACAUGAAAAUCCCUUAUGAACAUUUCAUACAGGGUAACUGGGAAGGCGUGAAGAAAUACUAUGAGAGGCAUCCGGCAAAAUUGCUCAGGCCAAUGACGCUGAACGGGAACAAUGUACUUCACCUUGCGGCUUCUUACAGCAGCAACUGUCAAAGAGACCUCAAAUUUCUUAUUGAUAUAUGCAGCGGUUCAACCAGCAACAUGAGUUGUUCUUUGAGGAUUCCGAAUAAUGAUGGAAACAAUGUUCUUCACCAGGUGGCUGUGUCCGGCAGUGUGGAAGCGGCUGAGUUCUUGGUGAACAAAUACAACGACCCUGUCCCAGACAUUUGUCAUACUGAUGAAGAGAAUGAUACGCAGCCGCUGCUGUGGACUCGGAACAAAUUAGGAGAAACUCCACUGUACAGAACGGCUGCUUUCGGUCACACUAAAUUGGUCAAGUUUUACUGUGACAAACUGAAGGCAGAAAGUCCGGACAAUCUAAUUAAGAAGCAGUUCAAGAGAUCUGACAAAAUCUCCAUUCUUCAUAUUGCUGUCAUCGCCCAACAUUUUGAGACUGCUUAUUGUUUGCUAAAGAGGUACAGGAAUCUAGGAAAAAAGAGAGACGCAGAAGGAUUGACAAGCCUUCAGUUGUUAGCCCAAAUGCCAACUGCCCUUGAGCCACGGUUUCAAGAAAGCCAAUGGAAGAUGCUCAUUUAUCAUUGCCUUCCUGAUGGAGGUGAUAUGGUCACACCAAAUCAGAAGGAUGAUGUGGAGAGCAGCACGGAUAGCCACCAUCCCCGUCAAUCCAUCUUUCGGAACAAGUUUGCAGUUGUUGUGAAGGCUUACUAUUCAUUAAAGAAAUCCCUUGCUAAAGAAGAAGGAGGCCUGCAGGGCGGCAUAAUAUAUAGGAUAUGGAAGGACAAGAAAAAUAAAAAAUCACUAAAGAAACUCAUCAAAUUGCUCGUCGAGGAUGACCAUUCUUGGUUCACUACUAACAAGGACGCAAAGCCCAAGGCUGUUUCUGUGGGGCCAGUGAAUAAAGAUCGUGAUUCCGGUGGCGAAAUAGGAAAGGAAGCAACCAAAUCGGGUAAGGGGGCGAAGAUUGAAGUUUACAACUCUACCCCAUUGCUUAUAGCAACUAUCAAAGGAAUUAUGCCCAUUGUGGAAGAGAUACUUAAGCAGCAUCCUCAGGCAGUCGAGCACCUUAACAACGACGAACAGAACAUUUUGCAUCUGGCCAUUCUGAACCGUCAGACAGAGAUCCUUAAUCUUAUUCAAAACAAACCAACUUUGAAGUCGAAGCUGAAUGAGAGGAUAGACAGCAAUGGAAACACCCUUUUGCACCAUGCUGCAGAUAGGAGUUACUAUUCUAUAUCGUUGUCUCAGAAAUUAAUAGGCCCUGCCAUGCAAUUGCAAGCUGAGCUGCGCUGGUUCCUGCGUGUAAAAGAGAUAGUACCGCCUCAUUACACCAUUCACCACAACGAGAAGGAUCAGACAGCGGAGGAGAUGUUCAACUAUUGGCAUGACCAACUUCUGGAGGACGCACAAAAAUGGGUAAAAGAAACGGCUCAGGCAUGCUCAACCGUGGCGGUGCUAGUGGCCACUGUAGUCUUUGCAGCUGCCUACGCCAUUCCCGGAGGUACUAAUGACCAAAGUGGCCUUCCUGUUUUUCGGGACGAUCCUCUCUUUUUGCUCUUCACCUGCAUGGACGUUGUGGCCAUCGCCUGCUCAUUAUCUUCUGUGGCAUUCUUUCUCUCGGUCCUCUCCUCCCCUCUCGAGUACCCAUAUUUCGUUGACAGCAUUCCAAAAAAGAUCUUGACAGGAUUCGUCUUGCUUUUCUUCUCCAUGGCAACCACCAUGCUCGCCUUUGCUGCCACCAUUUUGCUCUUGAUUCGUGUAGAGAAGAAAUGGACCAAGUCUCUACUUUACCCUAUUGCUUUCUUCCCGGUCCCUCUAUUCGGCCUGCUGCAGUUUCCUAUGUAUCAAACUUUCAAACUCACGUUUCAGAAAAUUCAUGCCUGGUUUUUCAAACCCUUACUCCGCUUUACUGGCAUUCCCAAGAGAAGAUCAAUAUGGGGCACUGAGUAAGGCAUAUAGAAUCACAUAAACUUUUCAUCGUAGCACACUAUGUGGUGCAGAUUCACAGGCUUGCAACAUAAGUAUUUAUUUGUUGUUA
Pyrus x bretschneideri (Chinese white pear) is the source of this 2275-nucleotide messenger RNA. RefSeq lists its product as uncharacterized. The coding region runs from base 40 to 2187 and encodes 715 amino acids. Gene Ontology annotation, molecular function: protein binding. Lineage: Eukaryota; Viridiplantae; Streptophyta; Magnoliopsida; Rosales; Rosaceae. The transcript is spliced from 6 exons. The record is from RefSeq and is a predicted model, not a curated record.